GAAGGAUCAAACGCACGGACUCAGGCAGCGCGAGCAACGUCGACCACAACGGCGAGAAACUAAAUCCGCAGCGACAGCGACUGUCGUCAACGUCGUUUAAUUGUUUCUCAAUACAAUUCAUGUCUUCUCGCAUUCCUGUCCCGUCAUCACACUCGCCGUCCGCUAACAGAGCUCUCCAUCACGAUCGCGCUCCUUCCCCAGUACCACCAGCACCCAAACAGACUUCAUCAGCAUCCAUGUCCAACUUAUCUGGUAUCUCACCGUCUGCCGCUGACACCCGAAGAAAGCAGACCAAGCACGACGAGGCCAUUCGGAAGAAAAUAGAGUCGCAGCUUGCCCGAAAACGCAUCAUCUCAACAACGCAUCAUGCAGGUGGCCGUGGAAAACGUGCAGCAAAACCUGUUGUUACGAAAGGCACUGUUGCUGCAUUAAAGCCCAGCCCUGCACUCACUGUACCCGAUAACAUUACUGUCGCAGAGGCUAGUCAGCUAUGUGCGGCCAAACGGACGGACUGUGUCCUUGUUGUAGACGAUGAAGAAGGACUCAGCGGUAUUUUUACCGCUAAGGAUUUGGCAUACAGAGUCACUGCUGAUGGCCUUGACCCCCAUACCACUCCAGUUAGUCAGAUCAUGACCCGGAACCCGAUGGUCACGCGGGAUACCACUAGCGCGACUGAGGCUCUUCAGCUUAUGGUUCAACGUCACUUCCGUCACUUGCCCGUUUGCAAUGAGGAAGGCAAUGUCGUUGGAUUGCUUGACAUCACCAAGGUCUUCCAUGAAGCACUGAACAAGGUCGAGCGUUCCUCGUCCGCGUCCGAGAAAUUAUAUACCGCUCUUGCGGGCGUGCAAUCCGAGCUUGGCCCAGGAAUGGCCUCCAACCCACAAGCUGCUGCUAUGCUUGCCUAUGUCGAUGCUCUCCGCGAGAAAACUGCAUUGCCGGAUCUCACGACUGUCAUGGACUCGCGAACGCAACCUGCAACUGUCACCCCCAAAACGACUGUCCGUGAGGUAGCCAAGCUGAUGAAGGAACGUCGCGUCACUGCUGUUUGUGUCAUGGAGAAUACACCAGGUGCUGGUGAUUCCCACCCCAAGAUCGCUGGUAUCUUCACAAGCAAGGACGUUGUCCUUCGCGUCAUCGCUGCGGGUCUAGAUGCUGGCAUAUGUAGCGUUAUUCGUGUAAUGACCCCUCAUCCUGACAUUGCUCCUCCUACCAUGAGUGUGCACGAUGCGCUCAAGAAGAUGCACGAUGGCCACUAUCUGAACUUACCUGUUGUCGAGAGCGACGGACAGUUAGUUGCCAUCGUUGAUGUCCUGAAGCUCACAUACGCCACCCUGGAGCAGAUGAAUGCUAUGAGCACGGAAACCGCUGGUGAAACUGUGGAAGCCGAAGGUGGACCAAUGUGGGGCCGCUUCUUCGACUCUAUUGGUGGCCAAGAUGACAACGAGUCCGUCGUCUCUGGUUCGCACGUCCCUACCGAAGGUCACUCUCUCUCUACGCACAACAUCACCCGCCUUCAGCAGUCCCCGUACUCCGAAGUGCACCCGAACGACUCCGCCUCCGUGGUCGAUGAGGAGCACGAGUCUGGACUCGAGGGCUACUUGCGAAAGCGCAAGGGUACGAUUCCAGCCAUCACAGGCGCGACUUCCAGCGUACCGGUGGACGAUGGGACGUACGUCUUCAAGUUUCGCACGCCAAGUGGGCGCACCCACCGGUUCCAGGCACGACACGAUAGCGUCGAGAUGUUGCGCGAGAUCGUGCAAGGCAAGCUUGCAACGGACCCGUUCUUUACUGAGUUCGCAGGCUCACCCACCGAGCGGCCCGACCCUGAAGAUUUCACGUUAUCCUACACGGAUGCAGAUGGGGACACGGUGCUCAUUACGAGCGACACGGAUAUUGCAGACGCGGUAAAGAUCGCGCGGUCGGCGGGGUCGGAUCGGGUUGUGCUAUUUAUUCAGGGGGGGAAGCACUGGAUUGAUGCUGGUGCGGAGAAGAGCGAGGCAAAGGCCGCGGAGGUGAAUGCGGCUGCGAAGGAGGAAGAGAAGGAAGUCGAGAAGGCAGAGGCUGUGACAAUCCCCGAACCUGUUGUGGCUCCCCCUACAAGGCCAUACACGCCACCGCAGGAGGAGUUGGUGAUGGGCAUCCCGAAGGAUUUGCUGCUCCCUGCGAGCAUUGGUGCACUUGCUGUCGCGAUCAUCGCGGUGUUCACCAUCUCGAGAUUGGCACACGAUUAAAGAGCUAAGUACGGAGAAGGUCUACUGUGUCUAUUGAUGCUUUCAACCUUUUUACCCUAAGCAACUCAUAGAUUGUUAACUUCGGAUCGUGAUUUAUAUAUACAGGAUCAGAACCAUGCCGUCAAACCUGUUUUUCACUCCUUUGCGCAUACGACUUGUUUAUGAUUUUAUUACGAAUUUUGUGAACGAAUUCACAUGCAUCUCAAUAUAAUUGCGUUGCCUACUCGUCCCUCAGUUUGCUGAAUAACUUGUAGCGUUUUAUUUUACUACAGAAUCUACAUAUAAGCA
This is a messenger RNA of Suillus clintonianus, 2519 nucleotides long. Its product is annotated as CBS-domain-containing protein. The transcript is spliced from 6 exons. Gene Ontology annotation, molecular function: protein binding. The coding region runs from base 120 to 2231 and encodes 703 amino acids. Lineage: Eukaryota; Fungi; Basidiomycota; Agaricomycetes; Boletales; Suillaceae. The record is from RefSeq and is a predicted model, not a curated record.